This is a messenger RNA of Hydatigera taeniaeformis, 2601 nucleotides long. NCBI's taxonomy places the organism in Eukaryota, Metazoa, Platyhelminthes, Cestoda, Cyclophyllidea, Taeniidae. The record is from the annotation of a GenBank genome assembly.
AUGGAUAGUGUCAUAAGCAGACUGCGGAACACUGUCUCCAAUGCCCUACCCGGGAAUCAAGUCACAAAAGAGUUUGAUCUUGAAGAACAAGUUGGCUCUUCUGGACCUGGUCUUUUAUGGAAGCUUUUCUCGUCAACUAAAAGGACUUCAAAAGAGGCUGCCACAGUAUGGAUCUUCGAAAAGAAAGUACUUGAUCGUUUCGCUAAGCGCGAUAAAGAACUUGUUGUUGAAAAGUUGAAAAAAGGGGUUGCAGCCCUGACUCGUUUUCGCCAUCCUCGGAUCCUCUCAGUUGUUCAUCCUUUGGAAGAAUCUCGUGAUAGCCUUGGAUUUGCAACUGAACCUGUCUUUACCUCUUUGGCAAAUGCCCUCGGAAAAGUCACUAAUCUUGCUAGGGUGACCGCAGAAAGGCUGAAUAAUUUCAAGUUUACUGAAACUGAAUUGAAAUACGGUGUUAUCCAGAUCUGUGAGGCGUUAGCUUUCAUCCACCGGGAAGGACAUCGAUUCCAUUUAAAUGUAUCGCCGGAAUCAAUUGUAGUGAAUCGUCUUGGUUCAUGGAAGCUCUGUGGGUUUGAAUUUGCCUGCGAAGGAAAUGAGGGAGGCGGUGUUGACAUUUCCUCUUGGCAAUCCUCCAUCCCUUCGCUUUGUCAACCGCACCUCGACUUCUGUGCCCCUGAAGUCGCCAUUGAUGGUAGGGGAUAUGCGGCUAGCGAUAUGUUCGCCGUGGGACUGUUAAUUCAUGCUCUUUACAACAAUGGGGUGUCGCUUCUCGAUUGUCAUGAGUGUUAUGGCACCUAUCGAGAAGCUAUUAAAAAGUUGAAGCCGCUUUCCCCACACGCCCUUGCUAACGUUCCACUGGGUAUUCGAGAUUACGUGAAGAUGCUCCUACAACUGGACAUUGAUAUUCGACCAGAUGCACAUGAAAUUUUGAAACUGCCCUUCUUGGAUGACGCAAAUGUGGCGUGUUUGAAGAGUCUUGAUGACCUCUACCAGAUGGAUAACCUGGCUAGAUCGAAGUUCUAUAGAAAUCUGCCUAACUCUAUCAAAAACUUACCACAGCGAAUUAACUUGCACAGGGUCUUUCCCCAACUGUCACAGGAGUUUCAAAACAAGAGUAUGAUACCAUUUGUACUACCCUCGAUCCUUCAAAUAAUCGACAUAGUUAGUCGUGAAGAUGUCGCCAUCUAUAUUAUGCCACGGUUUAAGCAUAUCCUUGCUGUCCAUGAACCCAUUCAGGUAGUUCAAGUGUUGCUGCAAAAUUUGGGCAUCCUAGUGGCUAAACUCUCACCUAGUGACUUCAAAACCUACGCGCUGCCUGUCCUCAAUUCCGCCCUCGACUCAAAUGCCACUCCGAUUCUUGAGCUUUGCCUACGAAGUCUACCGGAGGUGGCCCAACUAAUGGACUUCAGUGUUUUGAAGAGUAGCAUUGUGCCUCGUCUCAAGAAGGUGUAUCUACGAGUGGAUCUUGUCAAUAUGCGCUUGGAGAUACUGGUGUGCAUAGCUAAGUUGCUUGAGUAUUUGGACAGAUGGAGCGUUAUGGACGACAUUCUCACAUUCCUAACGGAAAUACGCUCUCGAGAGCCAAAAAUCCUUGUUGCAGUAUUGGCAAUCUAUCGGAUAGCCUUUAGUCAUAAGAAAUUGGGCAUCUCUCGCGACUUUCUUGCUUCCAAAUCCAUCCCGCAUUUGCUGCAGUUGUCGAUGGACUACAAUCUCACGCCGUUGCAGUACGUGGCAUUUGCUGACCUAGUGAAGGAGAUGUUCACCGCCAUUGAGACAGAGCAACGUGCCAAGUUGAUCGAAUUGCACAGUCUUGGUGAAGAUGCUGCAGUGUUGGUCUCACCAUCGCUGAAUUUGGAUGGAACGGCCUCUGAAAUGAUUGAUUCUAUCAUGAUGGCUUUGGCCGGUGUGAGUAUUUCACCCAAACACGUGAUUUCUACUACUGAGGGUGAAGCCAAGAAUGUAUCAACGGGGGAGCAAAAUUCGGUACUCACGCUUUCACUUCAGCCUCAACAGCAGUAUCGAAGCUUGGAGGCAAAGAAACGUGCUACCGCUGACAUGGAACAAUUGGAGCGUCUGAAACAGCAGCCCUGCAUACUAAAACCUGAGGCGCCUCCAGCACAGCGCCCUAAGCCUACGCCUACCGAUCUGACGGGCAAGUUGUUUGAUUUGACUACUUCUAUACCUUUAGAUGAUCCACCUACAGAGAUUGACACUCAGUUGCUCCUGCCGCCUUCUGUGGUACCACCUAAAGAGGCAUAUGCGAUCCUUUUAGACUUGUUGAUCAAUUCAAAUCUCUCCGUUGAUUGGAAUCGAACUGUCAACCGAUCUGGCUUUACACCGAUGUCCAACACCUCCACUUCCAUUGGUAGCAUUAGUGACGGUUUCAAGUCUCCCCAACCGCUUAACAAUUUCUACUCUACUCCCAUCAACACAUCAUUGAAUGGAGAAGGUCUAUUCUCUAGUCAGGGAAAUAAUCAAUUACCUCCUACCAGCACAAUGUACGGACGUCCCAAGGCUCCCCCGACUCUCAGUCCACCGGUACAAAGUGCUCAGAGUAAUGCCACCACCCUUUCCCACCUCGACAUAAUGGAUAUUCUGGGUUGA